CAAACCUCGCGUAUGUAACGUUACUUUGUACUACAGCCUCUCAUUUCGUUUAGCCCUUCGGUAAUGGACAAUCCAACCCACAGACGGUGCACACUACCGUGUCUCAGCCUUCGCAUCGCCAACGCCGCCGUCAUCCUCCUCUUACUAUCCCCAGCGGCGGUCACCCCUGCGGCCAGCCAUCCAGGCCAUGAUACCGGCGUCCACAGCAACUACCUCGUCAUCGUGCGCACGCCGUAUGAGUACGACCAGAACCUGUACAAGAACUUGUCGAGCUGGCACGCGUCGCUCCUGGCGUCGGUGUGCGACAUGGCCAAGGAGGCGCUGGCUGCGGACCCGGCCUCCGUGCCGCGGCUCAUCUACUCCUACCGCAGCGUCGUGAACGGCUUCGCCGCCCGCCUGACGCCGGACGAGGUGGAGAUGAUGUCCAAGAUGGACUGGUUCGACAGGGCAGUCCCCGAGCAGACGUACCACCUCCUGACCACACGCACGCCGCAGAUGCUCGGGCUCAUGGGCGGCCGCGGCGCUGGCGGCUUGUGGAACACCAGCAACAUGGGCGAGGGCGUCAUCAUCGGGGUCCUCGACGAUGGCAUCUACGCCGGGCACCCGUCGUUCGACGGGGCGGGGAUGAAGCCGCCGCCGGCCAAGUGGAAGGGCAGGUGCGAUUUCAACAAGACGGUGUGCAACAACAAGCUCAUCGGCGCACGGUCCUACUUCGAGUCGGCCAAGUGGAAGUGGAAGGGACUUCGUGACCCGGUGCUUCCGAUCAGCGAGGGCCAGCACGGGACGCACACGUCGAGCACGGCGGCCGGCGCGUUCGUGCCCAACGCCAGCGUCUUCGGCAACGGUCUCGGCACGGCGACCGGCAUGGCCCCCCGCGCGCACAUUGCGUUCUACCAGGUGUGCUAUGAGGAGAAAGGCUGUGAUCGGGAUGACAUAUUGGCGGCGAUGGACGAUGCCAUCGAGGACGGCGUCGACAUCCUCUCGCUCUCGCUUGGGCAUGAGGAUGCUGUGGACUUUUCAGACGACCCCGUCUCACUUGGAGGUUACUCGGCGAUCCUGAACGGCGUGUUCAUCUGCACAGCCGCAGGCAACACCGGCCCGAGUCCGGGAACCCUCGUCAACGAGGCGCCGUGGCUGCUCUCCGUGGGAGCGAGCACCAGCGACAGGCGAUUCUUGGCCACCGUGAAGCUCGGCGGUGGGGUUGAGCUUGACGGAGAGUCGCUCAAUGAUCUCAACACCACCAUGGGCGAGCAGUGCCCGUUGGUGCGCGACGUGGGUGACGGCACGUGCUCCAGCGAGAGUGUGUUGGUAGCAGAGAAUAUCACCGGAAAGAUCAUCGUUUGCGAAGCUGGUGGUAACGUCAGCACCGCGAAGGCCAAGGUGGUAAAGCACGCCGGCGCGGCCGGCAUGAUCCUGGUCACCCCGCAGGUGUUCGGUCUGAUUGUCAUGCCGAGGCCGCACGCCCUCCCGACGGUUCAAGUCCCCUACGCGGCGGGGCAGAAGAUCAGGGCUUACAUCCAGUCCUCACGGAACGCGACGGCAACGUUCCUAUUCAAAGGAACAACGUUCAACGCGCCACAGUCGCCGAUGGUCGCACCCUUCUCGUCGCGGGGGCCGAACAGGCGGAGCCGUGGAAUUCUGAAGCCCGACAUCAUCGGCCCCGGGGUGAACGUCCUCGCCGGCGUCCCCACUAUUGUGGACGUGGAGUUCCCGCCAAAGGUUCUGACGCCCAAGUUCGACAUCAAGUCCGGCACGUCCAUGGCGGCACCGCACCUGAGCGGGAUCGCCGCUCUGAUCAAGAGCGCGCACCCGACAUGGUCGCCCGCAGCCAUCAAAUCUGCCCUGAUGACAACGGCCGAAACCACCGACAACCUCAGGAAGCCCAUCGCCGACGUGGACGGCAGGCCGGCGAGCUUUCUCGCCGUGGGCGCCGGGCACGUGAACCCGCAGAGGGCCAUGGACCCGGGGCUCGUGUACAACAUGACGGUCAAGGACUACGUGCCGUACCUGUGCGGGCUCAACUACACGGACCAGAAGGUGAACACGAUCAUCUACCCGGAGCCGGCGGUAUCGUGUGCCAAUGUGACAAAACUCGAACAGGAUGACCUUAACUACCCGUCCAUCACCGCCAUCCUCGACCAGCCGCCCUUCACCGUGAAGGCCAACCGCUCCGUAACCAACGUCGGUGCCGCCAGCUCGACGUACGUCGUGGAGGUCGACGUGCCAGCGUCAGUGAAAGUGGAGGUGAACCCGACGAAGCUGACGUUCAAGACGCUGGACGAGGUCUUGAACUACGCCGUCACUGUCAAGUCGGAGUCCGGCCGGGCUCCAGCCGGCACGGUCGAGGGGCAGCUGAAGUGGGUCUCCGGCAAGUAUGUCGUGCGCAGCCCGAUCCUGAUCACGCCCGGGACCGGCAGGGCAGCGCCGGCCACACAUAAACCCUAA
Messenger RNA from Phragmites australis (common reed), 2445 nucleotides. RefSeq names its product subtilisin-like protease 1. Lineage: Eukaryota; Viridiplantae; Streptophyta; Magnoliopsida; Poales; Poaceae. Bases 64 to 2445 code for a protein of 793 amino acids. Gene Ontology annotation, molecular function: serine-type endopeptidase activity. Gene Ontology annotation, biological process: proteolysis. The record is from RefSeq and is a predicted model, not a curated record. The transcript has a single exon.